AUGACUCGUCCCAGCAGCUCCACAAGCAGUGCGCACCCGAGCGACCAACGACUCUGUCAGAGCUCGUACGGCACUGCCCCGUCCAGUCACGUGGCAAUGGAGACCGUCCACGACGCGUUUGGUAGCGGCGACCGCGAAAAGUCGCGCCUGCUGCAUCAACUCAAGACGCAACGGGGCAAAACAGGCCAUGCGGGUGGACACGACGAGGGGUCCCUCGGCACGAGUGGUCACAGCCACUUGGCGCACGCCCAGGAGAACCACGUGACGGGCGGCGAAUACAUUAAAAGUGCCGUCUACGGCGGACUGGACGGUAUCAUUACGACAUUUGCGACCGUCACGUCCGUGGCCGGCUCGGGACUGCCGCACGCCGUGAUUUUGAUCAUUGGGCUCGCGCACUUGGUGGCCGAUGGACUGAGCAUGGGACUUGGGGACAUGCUGAGCAGUCAAGCGGAAGCGGACUUGGCCACGCACGAGCGGUCGCGAGAAGUGUGGGAGUUUGACAACUACCCGGAAGGCGAGAUCGACGAGAUGAUUGAGGUCUAUGAGAAGAAAGGCGUGUCGACGCAAGACGCUCGUCUGGUGGUGCAAACGCUCGCCAAGUACAAAGAGGCGUUCAUUGACAUUAUGAUGGUCGAAGAGCUCAACCUCAUGCCCGUGGACGCCAAGGACUCGCCACUGACGGGCGGCGUGAUCACGUUUCUCUCGUUCAUGCUCUUUGGCAUUAUCCCGCUGCUGUCGUACUUGGUCAACUUGGUGCCGGGCAUCAACAUGGGCCCCACCACGACGUUGUACCUCUCGUGCGUCCUCACGGUCGUCACGCUGUUUGCUUUGGGUGCAGUCAAGGGCCGAUUUGUCGGCCAAGAGAUGUGGAGAGCAGGGGGGUCCAUGGCGAUCAACGGCACCAUUGCUGCUGCCUGUGGAUGGCUCAUUGGCUACUUGCUGCAGCUCACAGGCAUCCAGAACGUUGGCUAA
This is a messenger RNA of Hyaloperonospora brassicae, 972 nucleotides long. Lineage: Eukaryota; Oomycota; Peronosporomycetes; Peronosporales; Peronosporaceae. The record is from the annotation of a GenBank genome assembly.